AUGAACAGUCGGUUUGCUUGUGCUGGGAAUCAGCUUCUCCAUGUGGACCUCCAAAUUGAUGAGCAUGAACCUCGUAGAGGAAUUCUGGAUCUCCUCAGCAGACUCCGUCCGAAUUGGAAGGCAAAGGACAUUCAUAUGAAGACAUUCACAGAAGGCAUCACCAACCAGCUGAUUGGCUGCUUCGUGGCUUCUCUCCAGGAGCCCGGUUGUGUUCUGGUGCGUCUGUACGGCAGAAUGACGGAGCUCUACGUGAACCGGGACCGCGAGGUGGAGAUGUUCCAGGUCUUCCACGCCCACGGGUGUGGUCCACAGAUCUACUGCACCUUCCAGAAUGGCAUCUGCUACGAGUUUGUUCGAGGAACGGUGCUGGAUGAUAAGCUGCUCCGGCAACCUUCCAUCUACAGAUUGAUCGCAGCAGAGAUUGGGAUAAUCCACUCCAUCCAGCCAAACUGUGGUCCGCCUGUUGAACCUCCUCUCUGGACAAAAAUGUCCCACUUUCUGACACUGAUGCAGAGCAACCCGGCUUCAAAGCGCUGCACAAAGAGUCCCAUGACUCUACAAGAGGUGCCCAGCUUUGAGACUUUGUCAGUUGAAAUGGAGUCAUUGAAGAGACACCUCUCGCAGAUUGACUCGCCGACUGUCCUCUGCCACAACGACCUUCUGACAAAAAACAUCAUCUACAACCACAAAGAGGGAAUGGUGAAAUUCAUUGACUACGAGUACGCCGAUUACAACUACCAGGCCUUCGAUAUUGGCAAUCACUUCAAUGAAUUUGCUGGUGUGAAUGAUGUGAACUACAGCCUCUACCCGAGCCUGGAGCUGCAGAGGGACUGGCUGAAGGCCUAUCUGGAGAGUUACAAGCACAGCACAGGACAUGAGGUCACUGUUACAGAGGCAGAAGUUACGCAGCUCUACAUUCAAGUCUGCAAAUUCUCGCUGGCAUCAAACUUCUUCUGGGGUCUCUGGGCCAUCCUGCAAUCACGGGUUUCCUUGAUUGACUUUGACUUCCUAAGAUAUGCCAUGGCACGACUCAACUACUACUUUAAGAAGAAAGAGGAAUAUUUUGGAUUGACAAUGAGCUAA
Molecule: messenger RNA, 1083 nt
Organism: Anarrhichthys ocellatus (wolf-eel)
Lineage: Eukaryota; Metazoa; Chordata; Actinopteri; Perciformes; Anarhichadidae
Product: ethanolamine kinase 1
Exons: 8
Coding region: 1-1083 (360 amino acids)
Biological process (GO): phosphatidylethanolamine biosynthetic process
Cellular component (GO): cytoplasm
Molecular function (GO): ethanolamine kinase activity
Source: RefSeq, a predicted model, not a curated record